CCAUUAAAGUCAUUCUUCCAAUUCCAUUACAACAACAACUUCCUUCCCUUUCUUGUCAAACCUUUGAUCCGCUGGUACAGAUCUUUUUCUCGCUUUAUCAUCUCAACAUCGGGCAUAGGAUACGACGGAUCGACGACUACUUGUAAUCCUUUGCCAAGAUGCAGAUGUUGACAAAGUUUGAGUCAAAAUCCAAUCGGGUAAAGGGCAUAGCAUUUCAUCCUAGAUUGCCUUUAUUGGCUUCAGCAUUACACAAUGGAAGUAUUCAAUUAUGGAAUUAUCAAAUGGGAACGAUUUAUGAUCGUUUAGACGAACAUGAAGGUCCAGUACGUGGUGUUGAUUUUCAUCCAACUCAACCUCUUUUGGUAAGUGGUGGUGAUGAUUAUCGUAUCAAAGUUUGGAAUCAUAAAACAAGAAGAUGCUUGUUCACCUUGAACGGACAUUUGGAUUACGUUCGUACGACAUAUUUCCAUCACACUCAACCAUGGAUUCUUUCAGCUUCAGAUGAUCAAACGAUUCGUAUUUGGAACUGGCAAAGUCGUUCAUGCAUUGCUAUCCUUACCGGUCAUAACCAUUACAUCAUGUGCGCUCAAUUCCAUCCUCGUGAAGACUUGAUCGUCAGUGCUUCAAUGGAUCAAACUGUACGUGUUUGGGAUAUCUCUGGUCUACGCAAAAAGAAUACUUCAGCACAACCAAUGAGUUUCGAAGAACAAAUUGCACGAGCAAAUACCGGACAAGCAGAUUUGUUUGGUAAUACAGAUGCAAUGGUUAAAUAUGUUCUCGAAGGACAUGAAAGAGGUGUCAAUUGGGCAACUUUCCAUCCUACCCUACCGCUCAUCGUUUCAGGUGGUGAUGAUCGUCAAGUGAAACUAUGGCGUAUGUCUGAAACGAAAGCUUGGGAAGUGGAUACGUGCAGAGGUCAUUUCAACAACAUUUCUUCGUGUCUCUUCCACCCGCGUCAUGAAUUGAUCGUAUCCGAUGGUGAAGAUAAGACGAUCCGAGUUUGGGACAUGGGCAAACGUACAGCCGUUCAAACAUUCCGCAGAGAACAUGACAGAUUCUGGGUUUUAACUGCACAUCCAAACUUGAACCUUUUCGCUGCAGGACACGACAAUGGUUUGAUCGUUUUCAAACUCGAACGUGAAAGACCAGCAUUCUCUAUUCAUCAAAAUAUUCUCUUCUACGUUCGCGAUAGGCAAGUUCGCCAAAUGGAUCUUCAAUCCGGUGCCGAUUCAGCUGUAUUGAGUGUGAAGAAAUUGGGUGGUCAAUGGACACAGCCUCGUACGCUCAGCUUCAAUCCCGCUGAGAGAUCCGUUUUAGUUUCAACCAUUAGCGGAGAGAAUGGCGUAUAUGAUCUUGCACCUUUGCCGCGUGAGGGUACAAAGGGUGAGCUGGCCGAUUCGAGUGCCGUUGGACGUCGUGGACAAGCAACAUCAGCAAUCUUUGUCGCUCGUAACCGUCUUGCUACAUUGCAAAAAGCUGCACAAACGAUCGAAGUUCGGGACUUGAACAAUAGUAUUACCAGAACGAUUCCUUGUCCUCCAAAUUCGGCCGUUACAGACAUCUUUUUCGGUGGUACAGGUAGUUUGCUUUUGAGCACAGCUACAGGAGUCUCUCUCUUGGACAUUCAACAGCAAACGGUUCUAGCGGAAGUCACAACACCGCCGGUCAAAUACAUCGUCUGGAGCAGUGAUGGAAACAUGGUCGCUUUAUUGUCUAAGCACACCAUCACACUAAGCAAUAAAGGUUUGACAACAAGCAAUUUGGUGCAUGAGACCAUUCGUAUCAAGAGUGCCGCUUGGGACGAUUCAGGCGUUUUGAUUUAUUCGACCUUGAACCAUAUCAAAUAUGCUUUGCCCCAAGGAGAUAGUGGAAUUAUCAAGACUUUGGAUGCACCCGUCUAUCUUACUCGUGUGCGCGGUAAAUCUCUAAAUAUUUUGGACAGAUCUGCAAAGCCACAAACAUUGACAAUCGAUCCUACAGAAUAUCGCUUCAAGCUUGCUUUGACUAAAGGUGAUUAUGAUGAGGUUCUUAAGAUCAUCAAGACAAGCAAUUUGGUGGGUCAAGCAAUUAUCGCAUAUCUCCAAAAGAAGGGAUACCCGGAAAUCGCACUGCACUUCGUCCAAGACAAGAGUACGAGAUUCGACCUGGCAAUCGAGUGCGGUAAUUUGGGUGUCGCUCUAGAAACUGCUGAAUCACUGAAUGCAACUGAAGUCUGGGAACGAUUGGGAGAAGCCGCUUUGAAACAAGGUAAUCACAAGAUCGUUGAACGUGCUUAUCAAAAGACAAAGAGCUUCGACAAAUUAUCAUUUCUAUAUUUCAUCACUGGAAGCAAAGAGAAAUUGGCAAAGAUGUCAGUCAUUGCCGAACGCCGUGGCGAUCCAUUGAGCAGAUUCCAAAACUCUCUAUAUCUUGGCGAUGCAACGCAACGGGUGAACGUGUUGCGUGAAGCAGGAAUGCUUGCUUUGGCCUACGCAACUGCAAAGAGUAAUGGACUGCUGGAUGUUGCGGCAGAGAUUGCCGAAGAAGCACGUCAAUCUUCCGGAAUGACGGGUAUUGAUAUGUCGAAUAGCGUCCAUGAAAGCACAUCGAAACUAGCACCACCACCACCUGUCACAGAAACAUACAAGUACAAUUGGCCAAUCGUAGGCGCACAAGAGAGCUACUUUGAUCGUGCAUUGGUUGCUCAACAAGAAGAAGGCGGUACUAUCUUCCGUGAUAAUGCUGUAAAUGGAACUGGACCUGACACCAACCAAUGGCUUGACGGAGAUGCAUUCGUGGAUGCACAAGAUGGUCAAGAUGAAGAUGGCAUUGGAAUUGCACCUUUGCAGCCGACCGUUGUUGGCGGAGGUGCAAUUGCAGCAGAAGCAGAAGAAGCAUGGGAAUUAUCCGAUGGCGAAAUUGUCAAUGAAGCAGAUGAUCCUGUCGUUGCACCUUUGCCCCUUCAUGCUCCCGCAGAAGGAUCACUUGAGCCAGGAGUGGCAGAAGCAGAACAUUGGAUUCGCAAUUCACCUUUGGCUGCCGAUCAUGCAGCAGCAGGAAGCUUUGGAUCUGCUAUGCAACUUCUUACACGUCAAGCAGGUAUUGUUGAUUUCACACCUUUGAAACCUCUUUUCCUGGAAUGCUAUCUUUCCAGUCAUGCUUAUCUACCCGGAGUGGCAAGUUUAGCCAGUAUACCGAUUGCACUACGAAGAAAUGUAGACGAAACAGCUCGUUCAGCUGUCUUGCCCGCACAAGCUUAUUCACUGGCAUCAAUUGGAACCAACGACUUGCAAGAAGCCUACAGAGCUGUGAAUGCCAACAGAUUAGAGGAUGCAGAAGUUGGAUUCCGCAAAAUUUUGUACAAGUUGAUCCUUACCGUUGGAACAAAUGAACAACAAGGACAAGAGAUUCUCGAUUUGAUCGGCUUAUGUCGUGAAUACUUGCUGGGUAUUGCAGUCGAGUUGCAUCGUCGUAAAUUGACAAUUGAAGAACCAGACAAUAUUGCAAGACAAUUGGAAUUGGCAGCCCUAUUCACACACGCACAAAUGCAAGUGCCUCAUCAACAAUUAGCAUUACGAACAGCAAUGAAUGCAGCACAAAAAGCCGGAAAUACAAAGAUGGCAGGCGGAUUUGCAAGAAGAUUGUUAGAUUUGAACCCUGCGCCUAGAGCCGCUCAAACUGCUCAACAAAUCCUAGCAAUGGCCGAUCGCAAUCCAAGAGAUGCAGUUCCUGUGACUGCUUAUGAUCCACACGACCGAGCAUUCGUCAUUUGUGCAGGAAGUCACGUUCUCAUUCCUGCUGCUGGAGCAGGUGCCGUAGAAGAUCCAUUGACGGGAGCACGUUAUAUGGCAGAAUUCCGCAAUACGGUUUGCAAGAUUUCACAAAUUUCAACUGUUGGUAGAUUAGGCAGCGGAUUGCGUACUUGGGUUUAAGAUGAUUUAUGAUGAAAAUGUAUAUCGAUUGAAUUUUUUGAAAAUGUUAUACAAUGAACGAAAAGCAGAAUGCAGUAAAAGUACAGUGUUAGAAACGGAAAUCUGCUAAACGCAAUGGAGAUGAAUCACCCUUUUCCUUGCGUCUUUGUAGCAUACUUCUUGCUUCUACGAACCAGAUUAAGACGAGGAUCAAUGAUCCGGAAAGGACCAAAGCACCACUGAAGCCAAUCAAAUGGCGGUAAUGUUCCAAAUCACCUUUCGAGCCGACCAAAGCACCACCUGUUGGCGUGC
Meira miltonrushii is the source of this 4202-nucleotide messenger RNA. Its product is annotated as putative COP1. Lineage: Eukaryota; Fungi; Basidiomycota; Exobasidiomycetes; Exobasidiales; Brachybasidiaceae. Gene Ontology annotation, cellular component: COPI vesicle coat. Bases 159 to 3911 code for a protein of 1250 amino acids. Gene Ontology annotation, molecular function: structural molecule activity; protein binding. The transcript has a single exon. The record is from RefSeq and is a predicted model, not a curated record. Gene Ontology annotation, biological process: intra-Golgi vesicle-mediated transport; endoplasmic reticulum to Golgi vesicle-mediated transport; retrograde vesicle-mediated transport, Golgi to endoplasmic reticulum.